GGCUGCCGGGGCGCGGCGGGAGCUGGGGCGCGGCGGCGAGGGCCGGCUCCCCACCCCAUCCCGCCGACUUUAAAUUCCCCCGCGCUGGGGCGGCUGGUGCACACUUACCGGCCACUCUGCUGCUCUGCAAGCCCGGCGACUCCGGCGCUCGGCUUCAGGCGGAAGAUGCUGCUGCUUGAUUGCAACUCAGAGGUGGGGAGUCUGACGCCUCUGCUGGCGGCCGGGGCCUCGGUCAACGCACCCCCGGACCCCUGCGAGCAGUCGCCUGUGCACUUGGCCGCGGGCGGCGGCCGGGCCUGGUUUCUUCUCUGGCAGCUGCAGACCGGCGCGGACCUCAACCAGCAGGAUGUUUUUGGCGAAGCUCCACUCCACAAGGCAGCCAGAGUGGGAAGCCUGGAAUGCCUUAGCCUGCUUGUAGCCAGUGAUGCCCAGAUUGACUUAUGUAAUAAGAAUGGGCAAACAGCUGAAGAUCUUGCUUGGUUGUGUGGAUUUCCUGAAUGUGCCAAGUUCCUCACAGCGAUUAAACGUAUGCAGACAGAACACCCAGGAGAACCGUCCCACAGAGACCCCUGUGUGCCGGUGCUCAGGCAGAAACGAAGUUCUGCGAGUGCAGGAAAUACAAGUGGGAAAAGGAAGUGUCCACGACUUGGGUCUGAGGAGGUGUGACGAGGCAGAUCUGCCGCUCAGCAUCAAGCCAUGGCUUUUGCUCCUCGGGCAUCUAAAGUCCUUCUGAGAAGGAGGAGAACUUUCUUCUAAGUGAAGAGAACAUUUAUGAAUACAUGUAUUUACAUGCCGACACUAUUGUGGUUGCACAUGCUUUGUCUAUUGAGUUCUGAAAGGAAUGUCUAAAGACUAAAUUCUUUUUUUGUGUGGAAUUUAUAACCUUUGGGAAAAAUCAAGGUUAAACCAUCCAACUACACACCAGGAUUCAUUUGAAAAAUUAAACUUAUUUUUUAUUAAUAAAUUUAUAAUAAACUUUACAGUC
Molecule: messenger RNA, 985 nt
Organism: Pipistrellus kuhlii (Kuhl's pipistrelle)
Lineage: Eukaryota; Metazoa; Chordata; Mammalia; Chiroptera; Vespertilionidae
Gene: ANKRD37
Product: ankyrin repeat domain 37
Exons: 5
Coding region: 166-666 (166 amino acids)
Molecular function (GO): protein binding
Source: RefSeq, a predicted model, not a curated record